Messenger RNA from Nematolebias whitei (Rio pearlfish), 1636 nucleotides. RefSeq names its product importin 13a (gene ipo13a). Gene Ontology annotation, biological process: protein import into nucleus. Gene Ontology annotation, cellular component: nuclear membrane; cytoplasm. NCBI's taxonomy places the organism in Eukaryota, Metazoa, Chordata, Actinopteri, Cyprinodontiformes, Rivulidae. Bases 1 to 1512 code for a protein of 503 amino acids. The record is from RefSeq and is a predicted model, not a curated record. The transcript is spliced from 15 exons.
AUGGCCUGUACUGACACCGAGGUUCUGUUGUUUGGUUUCCAGUCCAUAGCCGAGACCAUCGACGUGAACUACUCUGAUGUUAUUCCUGGUCUUGUUGGUUUGAUCCCCAGAAUCAACAUCAGUAAUGCAAUGCUGGCUGACACGGUCAUGUACACCAUAGGGUCACUGGCUGAGUGGCUGGCUGACCACCCGGUGAUGUUGGGAGGUAUGCUACAGAUGGUGCUGCGGGGUCUCACCAAAACGGAGCUGUCUGUGUCCAGUAUCUCCACACUCAAGAGAAUCUGCAGGGAGUGCAAGCACGACCUCGGCCCCUACGCUCAGGACAUCAUCACGGUCUCACAGGAUGUGCUGGUGAAGGAUGUUCAUAAGAGCAGCCAGUGCAUGUGGCUCAUGCAGGCACUGGGUCUCCUGCUGUCUGCCCAGCCCACAGAGGAGAUUUUAGGCAGUCUGCACUCCAUCAUCAGCCCUCACAUCCAUCAGCUGGACACUCAGGCUCAGGAGGAGCCCAACCCCAGUAGCAAACAGAGCAUCAUCCAAAUCCUGGGGAUGCUGUCCAGCCUUUUUAGCACUCUGGACUUGAGCGGUUGUGCAGGAGGCUCAGAGGAAGCGGCCAGUACCAGACUCACACCCCCACAGGAUGCACAAAACCCAGUUGUAGUUGUUCUGCGGGAGGUGUUCUCUUUAAUUCAGACCAUCCUCAGCAAAUGGCUCCAUGACUCAGAGGUGGUCGAGGCAGUGUGCGGCAUGUUUGAUAAAUCGGUCAGAACUCUCCUGUAUGAUUUCGGCCCACUGGUGGCUCAGCUGUGUGAGAUGUUAAGGUGGAUCUACAGCAGCUUCCCACAAGCUUCUGUCCUGGACCUGACACGUCAGUUGGUUCAUGUUUUUGCUGGAGAGGAACGUCACAUCUUGGAUAUCAGAAACCUCCUUGAAGUCCUGACAUCAACCACGUUUUCCAUUUUUCAACAAGGUCCGAGGGAACAUCCUGAUAUUGCAGAAUCAUUUAUGCAUCUUCAUGCAAAAAUUCUUAAAAGGAGUCCUGACUUGUACCAGUCUGACCAGUUAGAUGUGGACACCCUGUUUUACUGUGGGAUCCUGUCCAUCAAGUUUCUAGAGACCCCCACAGUGAAAGCUGCAUGCCUCUUCUUUACAGAGUUCCUGUGUCACUGUAAUGACACGGCCAUUCUGGGUGAUGUGCUGCAGAGGAACGGAAAGCUUCUGACCGAGGCUGUGCUCCAGGCGAUAGGAGGUGGUUCCUCCCGCAGCCUGACGGAGCACUUCUCUGACGUGCUGCUCAGUCUGAACAAACAGUGUCCGGCCUUACUGUCCGAGUGGAUGAAAGAGACCCUGCAGAACCCAGGGUUCCCCUCAGCUCAUGUGACCUCAGAGCAGAAACACACCUUCACCCAGAAGAUCCUGAGGCAACAAACGAACAAGCAUCAAGUUAAAGAGAGCGUGAAGGAGUUCGCUCUGCUCUGCCGGGCCCUGCAGAGGUCCGGGUACUCGGAGUACUGAGCCGACGCUCAAGUGUUCAGCGCAGGGUUCUCGCGCAUGUUCUGCUUGGAACGUCAAGAUUUUUCCAAACCCACAUUUUAAUAAGAGCGGUUUGAUUUUAAUAUUUGAGGAACAAUUAGGUACU